AUGUAUUUUAUUUUAAUUAGUUUUUCAACUGUAAUACUUAGUUACAACCAACCUAGUAGUCCUGUUAGUUUUCAUUCAUUAUUUAACUCUUCUACAAUUGAUAAAGAAAUUAUUCAGUGUCAUUUUCCACAAUUAUUAUUAAAUACUGGUAAUUUAUAUAUGAAUAUUGAAAAAAUUCCACAACCAACAUGUCAAUCAUGGUUUUAUCCUGUUAUAAUAGAUAAUUAUAAUAUACGACUUAUUCUUUCAUAUCUUAAUUGCACAGUUAUAUUUUAUUAUGGUCAAGGUGAUAAACGAUAUCAACAAAUUCCAAUAGUAUUAAUAUAUAAUUCUAGUAUACCAUUAUUAAGUGAUCAUUUUACUAUACAAUGUCAAGAUAUAAUUAAAAAAAAAUUUUAUCCAAUAUUACCGUAUACAUCAAUACAUUAUAAUCGAGAUAUUCGUGAAAGACUUACAAAUGUUGAGAAAGAAAACGAUGAAGAUUUUAAUGUACUUAUUUUAGGCUUUGAUAGUAUAUCUAGAUUACAAUUUCAACGAAUGUUACCAGAAACAUUUGAUUAUAUAACUAAACAAUUAGAUGCAAUUAUUCUUAAAGGUUAUAAUAUAUUAGGUGACGGUACACCACAACAAUUAAUUCCCAUGUUAACUGGUUUCAAGGAAAUUGAACUUCCUUCAACAUUAAAACGUGAUAAAAAUAGUUCAUUUGUUGAUAUAUAUCCAUUUAUUUGGAAUAAAUAUCGUCAGAAUGGUUAUGUUACAGGUUAUGCUGAAGAUCGUGUUGAAUAUGGUAUAUGGACAUUUCGUUUAAGAGGUUUUAAUAAAACUCCAACUGAUCAUUAUUUAGUACCAUUUUAUCAAAUGAAAUCAGCACGAUCAUUAUUAUACAAACGUGAUACACUUUGUAUACGUAAUCAAACAACACUUGAUUUCUUUCUUUCAUAUAUUGAUCAAUUUUGGUCGUCGUAUUCUGAACAUAAAAAAUUCUUUUUCGGAUUUUUUAAACAAUAUACACAUGAUAGUUACGCAGCCGCUUCAUUACUUGAUUUAUCAUUAUUGAAAUUUCUAAAAAAAUUUAAUCAAACAAAUGAUUCUAAAAACACCAUUAUUAUACUUAUGACUGAUCAUGGUGCACGUUUUUCAAAAAUUCGACAAACACCACAAGGUAAACUUGAAGAACGUUUACCAUUUAUGAGUUUUAUUUUUCCUAAAUUAUUUCAAAAUAAAUAUCCUGAAGCUAUUAAAAAUUUACAAAAAAAUAUUCAUCGUUUAACAACACCAUUUGAUAUUCAUUCAACUUUAUUAUCAUUAACUGACAUGAAUCAACUAAAUUAUAGACUUAAUAAUAAUGUUAAACAACGUAAUAUAUCUUUAUUUCAUUUAAUACCUAGUGAAAGAACAUGCGAUGAUCUUAAUCUUGAACCACAUUGGUGUUCAUGUUUACAAUGGAAUAAUAUUACUAUAGAUGAUAUAAAAAUAAAACAAGCAACAAGAUUUAUAAUUAAUUAUAUAAAUAAACAAUUGUCAGUAGUUGAUAAUCAACUAUGUCAUCAAUUACAACUUCAUUCGAUUCAUAAUGCACAAAUAUAUCGACCUAAUCAAGCACUUUUAAGAUUUUCAAAAUCAUCUGAUAUUGAUGGUAGAAUACCAAAAUAUGAUGAUAAACAUCUUAAUAUAACAUUCUAUCAAAUAACAUUUGAAACAAAACCAAAUAAUGCAAUAUAUGAAGCAACAACACAAUAUUCAACUCGAUCAAGUGGUUUUAAUAUGGAUCUUAAUCAUAUUAGUCGUCUUAAUGCAUAUAAAUCAUCUGCAUCAUGUAUCGAAACAAGUUAUUCACAUCUAAGAAAAUUUUGUUAUUGUAUUAAAUAA
Adineta steineri is the source of this 1869-nucleotide messenger RNA. The record is from the annotation of a GenBank genome assembly. Lineage: Eukaryota; Metazoa; Rotifera; Eurotatoria; Adinetida; Adinetidae.